Psilocybe cubensis is the source of this 1221-nucleotide messenger RNA. RefSeq lists its product as uncharacterized. Gene Ontology annotation, biological process: epoxide metabolic process. Bases 1 to 1221 code for a protein of 406 amino acids. Lineage: Eukaryota; Fungi; Basidiomycota; Agaricomycetes; Agaricales; Agrocybaceae. The transcript has 3 exons. Gene Ontology annotation, molecular function: epoxide hydrolase activity. The record is from RefSeq and is a predicted model, not a curated record.
AUGUCCAACGAGUCACAACCACAACCUUUUCGCAUUGACAUCGACGAUGCAACCAUUGACUGGAUACAAGCGCGCGUUAGAAACGCUCGCAUCGUUCCGGAUGUUAAGCAUCCCAAAGGAAUGGAAUGGGCAGAUGGCGUACCUGGAAAUGUGAUGGAUCGCCUUGUCAAAUAUUGGAGGGAGGAAUAUGACUGGAGAAAAGUCGAGGCCAAGUUGAAUUCAACGUACAAGAUGUUCACCCUCGAUAUCCCCGAAGGAAACGAGCUCAUCAAGUUACACUACGUUCAUCACCGCAGUGAUAGAGCCGAUGCUAUUCCACUGCUUUUCUUACAUGGGUGGCCGGGAAAUUUCACAGAGGUCGAAUAUCUCUUGAGUUUGACCAAACCUGAAGAUCCAAGCCAACAGGCCUUUCACGUUAUUGCGCCUUCACUUCCUGGAUUUGUGUUUUCUUCAUCUCCAAAGGAAGCGGACUUCUCCAUUUCCAAGAUAGGAUCUAUCUGCAACCAGUUGAUGUUCAAGCUGGGUUACACAAGAUAUAUUGGACAAGGCGGCGAUUGGGGAUCCUUCAUCCUUCGCUCCAUGGCGUCAUCUUUUCCAAAGUCCUGCAUUGGGAUACAUAUCAACUUUUUGGCAGCAAAGCAGCCUUCUCCUUUCACGCACCCUUUGGCAUAUCUAAGGCUCCUAAUAGGCGACUUCACCCCGGAUCAAAAAAAGAGGAUUGAACGUGGUCAAUGGUUCUUCACAGAUGAAUGGGGCUACAGUGAGAUCGCAGGAACAAAACCGCAAACUCUGGCCUAUAGCUUAACAGAUUCGCCAAUCGGCAUGCUUUCCUGGCUUUUCGACAAAAUGACACCCCUUGUUCAGCCAGGCUACGUAUGGGAACCUGAGAAGGUCAUCACCUGGGUAAUGCUAUACCUCCUAUCAGGAAGCUCUUGGCAUGCUAGAAUCUACAAAUAUGGUGCACCGGUGAUUCCUCCUCAAAACGAUGUCAAGAUUGUACCAGGCGAAGUCGAAUUUGGAGCUAGCUGUUUCCCCUACGAUAUAGGCUAUAUUCCAAUUUGGUGGGCAAAGGCAGAGUUGGCAAAGAAUAUUAUAUUUUGGAAAGAACAUUCCAAGGGAGGUCACUUUGCUGCCACUGAGAGCCCAGAGGUGCUGAAAGCGGAUAUACGGGAAUUCGUAGAAAGAUUAUCUGAUAAAGCACGGAAGUCGUUGAAGUAUUAG